AUGACCAAUAAUCUCAUUCUCUACCACCACAAUGACUAGUUCUGCAAAGCAGCUCCGACCAGGAACUGUUGCUAUUGAUUUCGGUACAACAGGAGGACGAGCUGUCAUCUGUUUUAAUAAUGAUCCGGACGUCAGACCCCCGAUCGCUAUCAAUCAUACUUUUCCCAUCGACUAUCUGCAGCCUGGAGCCCAAAUCAAUUUUCCAUCCAAUGCAGACCUGUUAUCAGAGGGGAACAUCCCUCCUUUAUCUCGUCUGCGCGCAUCAGAGUGUGGAAAUCUAACCCUUCCUGUCAAAAUGAUACCAUAUCUGAUUCGAAUGCACACCCUCGCCUGCAAAAGGCCCCACGCAAGCAAGACUGUUAUUGAACGCUUCUGCGGAGAGAUCCCUCAGCUUGGUGCGUUUUAUAGCAUAUUUUGCGCGCGAGAUGUCAGUGACAAAGAAAGGAUUAUUCGCCAGGCCUACAGAGUCUUUGCGGCCCUUCUUCAAUCGAUUGCCCGUUAUGCACAAGACCAAGCGUAUACAUCUGGAAUCAAAUUGGAAAGAGUCGCCUUCACUAUUCCUUCCAACUGGGACAACUGGACCCAACGGCUUGUCCUAAAGGUUAUUGGUAUUGUUUGGCCCAUGGUCUCGACAUACGACAUUCAUAUUAUCUACGAGGCAGAAGCCGUAGGUCAUUACCUUUUUCGGCUUGGUAAUAUCCGGGCUAAAAAGCGCCCACUGCGAGUUUUAAUAAUUGAUUGGGGUGGUCAUACAUUGAACACGGCCAUAGUUGAACUUCAGCCAGGGAAGCGGGGGAUAGACACGGGACCCGUCUUCUUCGAUGUUGAAAAUAUCUAUUGCGAGCAUCUAGGCUCAGCUUUAUACGUCUCUGCUUUGAAACAACACAUUAUUCAGCAAAUUGAUCAGAAUGAAGAAGUCAAGGUCGCCAAGAAACAUCGAGAUCGUUUUAUUGAAGGUGUGCUCAACGACUUUUUGAACAGGAAAUUGCAGGGCCUUCACAAAGGCCAAAAGUCCAUGGAACUGGUCGGAGACGUUUCACCCCAGUCCACAGUUUUAUUAGCAAUUGAUCAAGCAACCUUGGACCAACUAUACACGACAUACAUUGACAAAGGUGUCAAGAAAAUCAGACGAUUGAUGACAAAAAUAGUGCGAGAUAAAGCUAACUCGCUCGUUGAUUUUGAUAUCUCUGUAUUCGCAAACGGUGGCACACUCAGAAACCAACAUAUUCACGACGAACUUGCUAGUUUUGCACGAAAGAAGGGGAUCAGCUACAUAAAUUCCCACAUGGAUCACAUUCCUGGUGAUUACAGAUCUAUCGUCUCUCGGGGCGCGGCGCUCGCGGUAGCAAAUAGUGCGUCACUCAGAGACUACAUGACGACGUCAAUAUUUGCAAUUCGGCCCAGAAACUCCAUGCCGGUCACUGAAAAGGUUCCAGUCAUUUGGAAUAGUGGAAAAAGCUAUGUGCAACGCCUUAACUUGGACGGGCAACACGGCGCUACAGUGUCACUUGUCUGUCAACCCUUUGCCUGUGAUAAGGACGCCACAGAGAUACCUCUUCACAAAACCUUUCAGCUUGAGGUGAUGCCGCAAUUAAAAAAAGGCUCAUAUGAAUUUUCAAUGAGCUUUAGGCUGACUAGUGACAGAGAAAACAAAGGAGUAAUAACUCUCAAGUACUGGAUUGUUGAGAGCGAGACGCUAGUGACGCUACCAACACAGACUCUUUAUUUUGAUCCAAGCUCAACUGUCGCUUUCAUCGAACGCAGCGCAGGCGAACCAAUCCACAACUUGGACGAUGAACAAUUUCAUCAAAAGGGCUCCCACCUGUAUCGGAAAUGGCAAGAGGAACAGCUUGACAAGGGGAGUGACUUUUGGAGAGAGGCUGUUGUCGACGAUGUCAAAACCCCUAAACUGGAUGCGGCUAACCUGGCCUAUGUAAUCGAAUGUCGGCAACUGGAACCAAUAGCCAAGGCUCCUCAUCCAUCCUCAUAUGCAAGCAUGGAAAACGCAGUGCAGAGUAGUGGCAGCCGAUCUUCCAAACGCGUGGCACCCACGCGGCUCAGUAUCUCCGAAGGGAUAACGAGUCAGCGAAAGUCGAAGAAGUCGACUUUACAAGCGCCUAAAUCUAAAGUGAGAGAUGGACUUGCUCUAUCGAAUCAUGAACAGUCACAGUUGAGUAGCAAAGGCAAAGGCAAACAACCACAACAACGUCCAGAUACGUCAUGGGGUAUUGAAAGAGACACAGAAGGAGCAAUUAGCCGGGCGCAUAGGAUUCUUCAACCUAAUCCUAAUCUUGCGUGUGACCCUGGUCAGACUGUCGUUAUAAGUGACUCGGGUAGCUCUCAAGACGACGACAGCGAUGACGACGACCGAGAUGAUGGUGGUAAUGAAAAGGAGGCGGAUGUGAACCAUCACUCUAAGGACAACCAUAACGCUUUCAACGAACUCGCAACAUUUACAGCGAUAGAGUCUCAGCUAGCAACAACAAGGGUCGGAGAGGAGCCACUUGCAAGAGCUAACCGCAAUAUUGAGGCAGCUCCUAGCACUAGGCAGACUGAUCCUCUGGCAGUGGCUAGUCGGAGUCGCAUCUCCAUUUCGCGAACAUCCUCGAGACCAAGCAACGUGGCAGAGAUGCAGAAACUUUUCCGCAAGUCUCUGCCAGGCGAUCGUGAGCCUACUCAACAGCAGCUACAGGAGUUGGUUCAGCUUGUCCGAGAAGCUUUUCAUUGGCGGCGAGCUUUAGAGGCAUGGGUUGAAAAUAACCUCGAGACACUGUAUAAUUGAGUAGAUAAAAGUAUUGUUUGGAAAAUUUAACAAUUCUUCAUUAAUAAACAAAAUAGUAGGUCUAUUCUUCUCCUGAAAACAA
This is a messenger RNA of [Torrubiella] hemipterigena, 2864 nucleotides long. The record is from the annotation of a GenBank genome assembly. NCBI's taxonomy places the organism in Eukaryota, Fungi, Ascomycota, Sordariomycetes, Hypocreales, Clavicipitaceae.